UCAAACGUCAGUUUGUUGACAAGUCGGCAAUGAUUUCGUGGCUCAAAUACAAAUUGUGCUAAAAAUUAACAAAUUUAAUCACUUAUUUAAUGUUAUAUUUACAUUAGAACGUGUGAAAAUUAGAGACCACAAUGGGAGUAGCAGUAAGCAGAUACUCCGAGUUAUCUUCAAAUGAGUUGCUGAUGAGAUUCUGUUCAACAGAGGUCAUCUGCCCUAAUGAUCCGUUCUGGAAUCAGCUGCUAGCCUUCAACAUCAACCCACCUUCCAGCGCUGAGGAGCAGCUCAUGUUUGACAGCAGUACGGAAGCGCUCCUCCAGAAGUUUCUCCAGAACAACCCACAGACUGGAAACCUUGGAUCCCUGGUGCAGGUCUUCAUCACUCGAGCUACGGAGCUGCUGGCGGCACCCAACAGUGACAAGUAAUGAAAACAAUACUGAGAUAAAAGGUAUUUAAGUUAAGGAGAAGGGGUCACUACGUCACACGUUCCUAUCAAUAAGACGUAACACCUCAUCCCAUAAUACUUCAAAUCAAUGUAACGUUGAAAGUACAUACACAUUACAUAACAUAAAGAAAGAAGAGAAAGAAA
Molecule: messenger RNA, 586 nt
Organism: Spodoptera litura
Lineage: Eukaryota; Metazoa; Arthropoda; Insecta; Lepidoptera; Noctuidae
Source: RefSeq, a predicted model, not a curated record